Bacidia gigantensis is the source of this 1191-nucleotide messenger RNA. RefSeq lists its product as uncharacterized. The coding region runs from base 1 to 1191 and encodes 396 amino acids. The transcript has a single exon. The record is from RefSeq and is a predicted model, not a curated record. Lineage: Eukaryota; Fungi; Ascomycota; Lecanoromycetes; Lecanorales; Ramalinaceae.
AUGAGGAAAGAAGAUGUUACGGAAUGGAUGCAGCAAGAAAUGGAUCGAGAUGAGCAUCAUCCACCAGGUGAGACUCUCUUAUAUCCUUCUUUGAGGCGCAUGCAGUCUGACCUACUACGAGCGUCAAAAGUACUUUUCCACAAGACCCCAAGCCCGCAAGCCGCUACGCCACCGAACGUUACCAACCCUCCUGAUUUCGAUGACACUGAUGACGACGAGAUCCCUAUUGAUCCUCAGCUACUUGUAGGAGCUGAAGCUAUGAGCAACAUUGUGAGCGGUACCAACGACGAGCAAAUCCCCGCCGGUCUUGAGGAGGCAAUGCUCGAAGAGCUGCAGCAAGAAAAUAGAGAGCCCCACAACGCCACCGUCAUAUCACCGUUAGAGUUUGUGAAGAAAUUCUCGACUAUCAACAUCACCAACAACCAGACCGUGAGUAAGCCUAGCUCGUUGGAGAAAAGGAUAACAGCCGAGUACUACUCGGGAGGCUCCAAAGACGAGCUGUCCCAUUGGGAAUUUCCUUGCAAAAAUGCUCAACACGGCUGUACUUACCAGGUCAAGUACCUACCCCAGAUGAGGGGCCACGAGUCUGGCUGCAAGAUAACAUCCGCUGAGGCCAAGAUCUUGCUCUCAAAACCCUACGUGUGUACCUAUGAGGGUUGUGCAUCAGCCUUCAAAAAUAAACAAUACCUCAACAUGCACGUUCGCGAUAUACACAAAUGGAACCCCAGACAAUGCAGCAAGGAGGACUGCACUGAUCCAACUAUGUUUCACAACCUAUAUUCAUACCAGAAGCACAUGAGAGACAAUCACUACAAUACAAUACAAGGGCCAGCUAGAUGCCGGUUCCCGGGUGUAAAUCCAAGACAGACUUUACCAAAUGGAGCAAAUAUCAAGUUCACCUCGUCCAGGCCCACCAUCUUAGGGGUAACGCUCAAGACCCAUACAGGUAGUGCUAUGGCCUUUGGCGGAUACUGUAAAAGUACUUUCCUGACAGAGCUUUCUUUCGUCAUCCUUGGGCUUAUCACUCUGGCAUCUUAUACGCUCUAUGGCUGCAAAAUCUAUCGACAAAAGUACUUCGCCAAAGCUCUCCGUUUUCUCGACAGAUUUGUGCUUAUCGCCCUUGCAUCUGAUAUGCUGUGCAGCUUCAGAUUCUAUCGCACGAUACUCGCUAUGUGCAAUGGGGAAGGAUGA